Oxyura jamaicensis (ruddy duck) is the source of this 188-nucleotide messenger RNA. RefSeq names its product oligosaccharyltransferase complex subunit 4, non-catalytic (gene OST4). The record is from RefSeq and is a predicted model, not a curated record. Bases 44 to 157 code for a protein of 37 amino acids. Gene Ontology annotation, cellular component: oligosaccharyltransferase complex. Lineage: Eukaryota; Metazoa; Chordata; Aves; Anseriformes; Anatidae. The transcript has 4 exons.
CGGGUCCCGGUGCCGGUGCCCAGCGCCCGCUCCCCGGUGCAGGAUGAUCACGGACGUGCAGCUCGCCAUCUUCGCCAACAUGCUGGGCGUGUCGCUGUUCCUGCUGGUCGUGCUGUACCACUACGUGGCCGUCAACAACCCCAAGCGCCACGACUGAGCCCGGACCACACAGAGCAGAGCUGAGCGGG